Malania oleifera is the source of this 4985-nucleotide messenger RNA. Its product is annotated as SNF2 domain-containing protein CLASSY 1-like. The transcript is spliced from 7 exons. Lineage: Eukaryota; Viridiplantae; Streptophyta; Magnoliopsida; Santalales; Ximeniaceae. Gene Ontology annotation, biological process: gene silencing by siRNA-directed DNA methylation. Gene Ontology annotation, molecular function: ATP binding; ATP-dependent chromatin remodeler activity. The record is from RefSeq and is a predicted model, not a curated record. Bases 942 to 4742 code for a protein of 1266 amino acids.
CCCCUUUCGCCGUGCCGUUCUCGUCCAAAUUUCAAAUGCAUAAUUUAAGGAGAAAUCAAAACUCGAUGAGUAGAAAACGACAAUUGAAAGCGAAAGCCGAGAUUUCAGACAGUAUAGAUUUCUUCGCCUUACUGUUUCUCACUCUCACUCUCACUCGCUACUUCUCUCUCACAUCGGGCUCGCUCUCCGGCGUGAACCAGCUGCCGGAAUCUGACUCUCGUGCUUGACGGCGCCGGAAUUCGACAACCGUGUGCUGUCGGUGAAGCUGGUCUCAGAUAUAGUGCCUUUGACCGGCUGCUUUCCUGGCACGCAUUUUCACGGCUUAAUUUUCCUGCAAAAUUUUGGUGGCCCUGCAGUAGGUUUAACUUUUAUGGAGCUGGAAAAUCCAUGGGGUGGAAUGCGCUAGUGGUGAGACUGGCCUGAGCUGUGUGGUGCAUUGGCUCCUUGUUUUUUUGCUCUCUACUCCAAAUUUAGUAUAUUUCCUGUUCGAGAUUAUCUUUAAUUUUUUUAUCUCCUUUUUGGAGGGUUACUGAUUUUAGAUGCUUUAAUUUAUUUGCCAUUAUUAUUGGUCUUUAAACUUUAAAGUUCUUCUUCUCGAUUUCCAUGGAUUGACGUUGGAGUAAUCUGCUGCUAGCUUACGCCAUUACUUAAUGCCUAGGUCUCUCUCUCUCUCUCUCUCUCUCUCUCAAGAAAGAAAAGGUGAAAUAAGAAAGCAGAUGUGGAGUGGGUUUCGGGGAAAAUCUAGUUAGCUUUGCAACAGUUAGAAGAUGGUAGAGAACUUUAAUCUCUGUAUGUUCUGACGGAUAAUAAAAUCAGGAAAGGACAGGAUUUCAAGGAGGGAGAGAAGAAGGAAAGACAAAGGGAGGAAGAAAAAGCGGGUGUAAAGUUCUUCUUUUCUUCUACUGAUUAUUGGAGAAUUGAAGUUUGCUUGCUGAGCAACCAUGGGAAAAAGGCAUUUAUAUCGAAGCAAGCACCCAUUUGAUGAAUAUCCUUUUGAGGCAUUCAUUUCUGGAUCAUGGCAAAUCGUGGAGCUCAUUAGAAUAAAAGAUGGUGCUAUGACCCUGCAUUUCAUGGAUGGUGGAUUUAUGAUUGCCAAGAAGGGUCCCUACUCAAACCUUCGAGUAAGGUCUAGAAAAGCAACGUUGAACGACUGCACCUGCUUUUUUAGGCCUGGAGUUGAUAUAUGCGCGCUUUUUACCUCUCAAAAAACAGAAAGUUCAGUUGAGGAAAAUCUAGAGCCGGUUUGGAAUGAUGCAAAAAUAAGUUCCAUUGAAAGGAGACCUCAUGAGUCUUGCUGCAAAUGCCAGUUUUAUAUUAACUUCUACAACAUUGAUGAUAAUCUUGGAACAGAGAAGGCAACUGUCAGUAAAGAGAUCAGCAUUGUAGAACUUGAUCAAAUUUCCAUCCUCCAAAAGCUUGUGCGAAAUCCUUGUGAAAACGAACACCACAGGUGGAACUUCUCUGAGGACUGCUCUUCAAUGCUAAGAACUAAACUGAUUCUUGGGAAAUUCUCAUCUGAUUUGUCAUGGCUAGUUGUUGCAUCAGCUCUGAAGCACAUCACAUUUGAAGUUCGAUCAAUGCAAAACAAAAUUGUCUAUCAGAUAGUUGGUGGUGAUCUUGAUGAGUGUUUAGUAAAUUCCAGUAAGCAGUUAAAUGCCAUAAAUUUCAGAGUAGAAAAUGGAAAUUCAAUGCCCAUGGUUGUGCCAUUUUCUCCAGCUGAUAUUUUUCAGGUGGACCCCAUUCGUGAAAAGCGUGAAAUUGGACCAUCACCAUUUUAUGACCCUACGAGCGUGCGCCGCUCCAAACGCCGAAAUGUACAGCCUGAGCGCUACUAUAGUGAAGGAAGUUUGCCAGAGUCAGAUGUUGUCUUAAUUCGAACAAUGCCAUACAGAACCGACAAAUGGAAAAGUGAUGAAUUGCCAUUGGUGCCACUCAACCAGGAUGAAGAGCAUACAGACAGGAAAAGGGUCCAAUCUCUUAAAGCAGAUUCCUUUGAGAAUCUUCUGUUGUGUGGAAACAACAUGAAGUCAAGAGUAGAUCAGACAGAGCAUCAAAAUCAGCUUGCUAUAGUACCUUUGCCUGAUGAAAGUGCUGCAGUCGCCAAUGAGCAGGAUUAUUUCCAGCCAGAGCCAGGUGGAAAUCAUUCUGGAGAGAUUGGUGACAUUGUUUCCAAGUAUAUUUACAUAAGUGGUUCUCCAAGAGUGCAUAGAAAGAAAAUUUCUGCCUUAGAAGGUAUGGAUAAUGAAAGUAAACUGGAGCGGAACAGUUCAAACAAGAAAGUCCGAAGGAGAAGGGAUUAUUCUAUACGUCCAAGGAGGGAAAGGGAGAGUUCUUGUGAUGCAAAAGCUUAUAGAAAGAGAACAUUAAAUCUGAGUGGGUACAAUGAUAUGAUCAAAACGUACAUGAGGAAUAUAGAAUCCACAAUCAAGAAAGAACAGCCAAAUAUUAUUGACCAGUGGAAAGAAUUUCAAUCACUGAAUUGUUCAAAAACACAGCAUUCUACUGUAAUGUCCUCAGUGGAGAUCCUGGAGGAUAAGGAAGAAAAUUCAGAAACUGAGAUGUUGUGGAGAGAGAUGGAACUCUCCAUUGCAUCAACUUAUCUUUUUGAAGACAAUGAGGGUUCAAAUGUUGAAGUAUCUGCUGGGAUUGUGCAAAAAUCAAGUAAAGAUAGAAGACAAUUUUGCCAACACAUAUACAAAUUAGAUGAAGAAUUGGGGAUUCUAUGCCAAGUAUGUGGCUUUGUGAGUGCUGAAAUAAAAGAAGUCUUACCACCCUUUGUGCAAUGCACAAGCUGGAUCACGAAUGAUAAGAAGCUGCACUCUGAGGAAAAUUCAGUGCAUAAGCCAGAUGAAGAGCAAAAUAUGGUUGAAGAUGAAGGCUUUGAUUUUUUAAGUGAUUCUACUUUCCCUGAGUCGCCCAUGCCAGAAGGAAAAGAAAACGUAUGGGCAUUAAUACCUGAUCUUAAAAUGAAACUACGCUUCCACCAAAAGAAAGCUUUUGAAUUUCUUUGGCAGAACAUUGCUGGAUCUUUGGAACCUGCACUUAUGGAAUCAGCAGCCAAGAAGAGAGGUGGUUGUGUUGUGUCUCAUUCGCCUGGUGCAGGAAAGACACUGCUCAUUAUCGCCUUUCUUUUGAGCUACUUGAAAUUGUUUCCUGGAAAACGGCCUUUAGUCCUUGCUCCAAAGACAACACUUUAUACCUGGUACAAGGAAAUUAUUAAGUGGGAAGUUCCUAUUCCCGUUUAUCAAAUUCAUGGUUGUAGAACUUACAGAUAUGAAAUCUGUAACCAGAGUGCUGAAGAUUCUCUAGGAGAUAGAAAACCUGGCCGAGAUGUUAUGCAUGUUUUGGAUUGCUUGGAGAAAAUACGGAAGUGGCAUUCUCACCCUAGCAUUCUUCUCAUGGGUUAUACCUCCUUUCUAUCAUUAACGCGAGAAUCUUCAAAGUUUGUGCACAGAAAAUAUAUGGGUGAAAUGUUGCGGGAAAGUCCUGGGAUUCUGAUAUUAGAUGAAGGGCACAAUCCUAGAAGCACUAAAUCAAGGUUAAGGAAAGCAUUGAUGAAAGUUAAGACUGACCUGAGAAUUUUGCUUUCAGGUACAUUAUUUCAGAAUAAUUUCGGAGAAUAUUUUAACACCCUCUGCUUGGCAAGGCCUGCCUUUGUCAAUGAGGUUUUGAGGGAAUUAGACCCGAAUUUUAAGAGGAACAAGAAGGGGUUGAAACAAACCCAAUUUGCAAAAGAAAACCGAGCGAGAAAAUUCUUCAUUGAGACUAUUGCAAAUAAAAUCAAUUCAAGCAUUGCAGAUGAUAGAAUGCAGGGUCUAAACAUGCUGAGGAGUAUGACUGGUGGAUUCAUAGAUGUGUAUGAAGGGGUUACCUCUGACAGUCUUCCUGGUUUACAAUGCUACACCUUGUUAAUGAAGCCAACAACAAUACAGCAAGAAAUUCUGGUGAAACUUCAAAGAAUAAUGGCUGGAUACAAUGGAUAUCCGCUGGAAUUAGAGCUUUUGAUUACUCUUGGAUCAAUACAUCCUUGGUUGAUCAAAACUGCAGCAUGUGUUAAUAAAUUCUUUAGUAUGGAGGAAGUUGAAGAGCUAGAGCAGCACAAGUUUGAGUUGAGUAAAGGUUCAAAAGUAAAAUUUGUUGUGAGCCUUGUGCAUCGAUCUAUCCUUAAGAAGGAGAAGGUUCUGAUUUUUUGCCACAACAUUGCACCCAUGAAUCUAUUUUUGGAGAUAUUUGAGUGGUUGUAUGGGUGGCGAAAGAAUGAAGAAAUUUUGGUUCUGCAAGGGGAGCUAGAGCUAUUUGAAAGAGGAAGAGUAAUGGAUAAGUUUGAGGAUCCAGGUGGGUCGUCAAAGAUACUACUUGCUUCCAUUUCAGCUUGUGCUGAAGGCAUAAGUUUGACUGCAGCUUCCCGAGUAAUUUUAUUGGACACAGAGUGGAAUCCUUCCAAGAGAAAGCAAGCUAUUGCACGAGCUUUUCGGCCUGGUCAGGAGAGGGUGGUUUACGUGUACCAGCUCUUGGUUACUGGCACUUUGGAAGAAGACAAGUAUGGUAGAACAACAUAUAAAGAGUGGGUUUCAAGUAUGAUAUUUAAUGAGGAACUUGUGGAGGAUCCUUCCUGUUGGCAAGCAGAAAAAAUUGAAGAUGAUUUACUGAGGGAGAUUGUGGAGGAGGAUCGUGCUAAAUCAUUCCAUAUGAUAAUGAAAAAUGAGAAAACUGCAAAUGCAUUGAUUAGAGGUAAAGAAUAACUGCCAUAUGGUGGUGAACAAUGUAAGAACCUGUCAAGUUCUCAUUGAAGUAUCUUUACAAAUGUUAAAACCUUCCUAUUUUUAUUCAUGGAGUUGCAUUCGUCUCUCUCCCUGGAUGGUGGAUACCUGUGUGCCCUUAAGGCCAUGUUUUUUUUUUUCUUUUUUUUAACUGUAACUUAGGGCCUAAUAAGAUGUAGUUGAAGACAUGAGUUUUGGGAAAUAAGCAACUACAUUGCAUGUUCA